UGCUCAUAUUUCCGGACAACAUUGCAAACAGAACCUGGGAAACAUAUUGGAACGAGCUAUGGACGAACGAUAUACGCCCUAUGAUGGCGGUUGCUUACAAGACAUGGUUCCAUCUGAUGUCCAUGGUCGUACGCGGUGUCUUCAACUUCCUCCACACACACACUCUUUGCUGUACCUGAUCAUCACCGUAGUGAUGGCCUGGCUGUUUCCCGGACCGAUUUGGAAUCUUCUGAAGUACUCCGCAGUGGGUGCUGUCGGUCAUCUUAUUCUUGGACUGGGUUCCUUGCGAUGGUUUGAGCAAUAUCGCAAUGAGAUCCUUCCGUUGAUCAAGCUUCUUGGAUACGAGUUCACGGUGCGCAACGCAGAUGACUGCACUAAACAGGCUAAUUGAAGGCCCAAAAAGGUUGAAAUAAGGGUACCACAGUGAAUUGACCUAUAGGGAGCGAUGUACCAACCGACGACGCCGUGCACAUCAUCUUAAAGAGACGAACAUCGAUGAGUAGCUGUGUGAUGCCCCAACUAGAAAUUGAGUUAAAGUGUCGCUGUAAACGUGGAUCGUCCCGCCCUCUUGAGGCUUUGGGAUGGCCAAG
Messenger RNA from Paraphaeosphaeria sporulosa, 590 nucleotides. RefSeq lists its product as uncharacterized. Lineage: Eukaryota; Fungi; Ascomycota; Dothideomycetes; Pleosporales; Didymosphaeriaceae. The record is from RefSeq and is a predicted model, not a curated record. The transcript has a single exon. Bases 59 to 391 code for a protein of 110 amino acids.